Pararge aegeria (speckled wood butterfly) is the source of this 4194-nucleotide messenger RNA. RefSeq names its product ubiquitin-like modifier-activating enzyme 1 (gene Uba1). Lineage: Eukaryota; Metazoa; Arthropoda; Insecta; Lepidoptera; Nymphalidae. Gene Ontology annotation, cellular component: cytoplasm; SUMO activating enzyme complex. The transcript is spliced from 8 exons. The record is from RefSeq and is a predicted model, not a curated record. Gene Ontology annotation, biological process: protein sumoylation. The coding region runs from base 153 to 3287 and encodes 1044 amino acids. Gene Ontology annotation, molecular function: SUMO activating enzyme activity.
GUUGAUUGCGGCUAACUUCAAGACAGUGAGUAAGCGGGCCUUCAACGAAGCGAAUUGCGAAUGUCGUCCGCAAUUAUCUGAAGAUUAUUUUCUUGAUUGAGCCGUAAAUACGCAAAGCAAAAUUCUGCCGAAAUUGUGCGCGUUCGUGCCCGAUGUCUAGUGCUGAAGUCGCCGAUAAUUCCGUUGACCCCCCGGCGAAAAAGCGGAAGCUAAACACAGGAGAGGCGAGUUGCAAAUCCUCAGCAAUGGCGAACAAUGGAACGCGUGUUGAGGAUGAAAUCGACGAGAGUUUGUAUUCGCGGCAGUUGUACGUGCUGGGACACGAUGCUAUGCGUCGCAUGGCCAACUCCGAUGUCUUGAUCUCAGGGCUCGGGGGUUUGGGAGUCGAGGUUGCGAAAAAUGUAAUACUCGGUGGCGUCAAGUCGGUGACUCUGCAUGAUUACCGUAAUUGUACCAUAGCGGAUUUAUCGUCUCAAUUUUAUCUGUCCGAAGCCACGAUUGGGCAGAAUAGGGCGCUAGCCUCGUGCGAGCAGCUCUCCGAACUGAAUCACUAUGUACCUACGACGGCUUAUACAGAUUCUUUGGACGAGGAGUUUUUGAAGAAGUUCAGUGUUGUUGUGUUGACUGGGGCUUCAUGGGCGGAACAACAGCGCGUAGCAGCCAUUACUCACGCUAAUAACAUAGCUUUAGUGAUCGCCGACACCAGGGGCUUGUUCUCCCAGGUUUUCUGUGACUUUGGGGCUAAAUUCAAGGUGCUAGAUGUAACGGGAGAGAACCCCGUAUCUGCAAUGGUGGCGGACAUCUCCCACGAGUAUGAAGCUGUGGUAACUUGCUUGGAUGACACUCGGCAUGGUCUUGAAGAUGGAGACUAUGUUACGUUUAGUGAGGUGGAGGGUAUGACAGAAUUAAAUGGCUGUGAACCCCGCAAAAUCAAAGUACUGGGACCAUAUACCUUCAGCAUUGGUGACACAACCAACUUCACAAAAUAUCAAAGAGGUGGUACUGUCACACAGGUGAAGAUGCCUAAGAUCCUCAACUUUAAACCUUUGAAUGAAUCUGUCAAGAACCCAGAAUUCUUAAUCACGGAUUUCGGCAAGAUGGACUAUCCUCAGCAACUUCAUGUUGGCUUUCUGGCUCUACACAAGUUCAAAGAUGCAGAGGGACGUCUCCCUAAACCCUGGUCUAAUGAAGACUUUACCAAGUUCAUGGAACAUGUCAAUGGUAUCAUUGAAGGAGAGGAGCUAUUCAAGAAAGGAGAGUUGGAAAUCAAUAAGGAGCUUCUGGAGACAUUCUGCAAGGUAUCAGCUGGCGACCUCAACCCUAUGAACGCGGCAAUCGGAGGCGUCAUUGCCCAGGAGGUGAUGAAGGCGUGCUCUGGCAAGUUCCACCCGAUAGUGCAGUGGCUAUACCUAGACGCCAUCGAAUGCCUUCCCAAAGACAAGACUGCGCUCACUGAGGAGAACUGCAAGCCUGUGGGCUCCAGAUACGAUGGUCAGAUUGCGGUCUUUGGCAAAGCUUUCCAAAAGAGGAUUGGAGAACUGAAGUACUUCAUUGUUGGUGCCGGUGCCAUAGGCUGCGAGCUGCUCAAGAACUUCGCCAUGAUAGGCGUCGGUGCUGACGGAGGUCAGCUCACAGUCACCGACAUGGAUCUGAUAGAGAAGUCCAACCUCAACCGACAGUUCCUCUUCCGCCCCAGUGAUGUGCAGAAACCCAAGUCCAGCACUGCUGCCAAGGCCAUCAAAGUCAUGAAUCCAUUAAUGAACGUCACCGCCCAAGAGAACAGAGUUUGCCCCGAGACAGAGGCUGUAUACGAUGAUGCGUUCUUCGAAGCCCUGGACGGUGUGGCUAACGCUCUGGACAAUGUAGACGCGCGUAUUUACAUGGACCGUCGCUGCGUGUAUUACAGGAAGCCACUUCUGGAGAGUGGCACAUUGGGUACUAAGGGUAACACUCAGGUUGUGGUCCCCUUCCUGACCGAGUCCUACAGCUCGUCCCAGGACCCGCCCGAGAAGAGCAUCCCUAUCUGCACCCUCAAGAACUUCCCCAACGCGAUUGAGCACACACUGCAGUGGGCUAGGGACGAAUUCGAGGGUCUGUUCCGCCAGGCUGCCGAGCACGCUGCGCAGUACCUACGGGAUCCUCACUUCCUGGAGAGGACCAUGAGGCUUCCAGGAAGCCAGCCCUUGGAUGCCCUGGAAAGUGUUAAAAAUGCAAUCAACGAACGCCCACUAAGCUUCGACGACUGUGUGGCCUGGGCCCGCAUACACUUUGAGACUCAAUACUCCAACCAGAUCUUACAACUCCUGUACAACUUCCCGCCGGACCAGACAACCACAAGCGGUGCCCCGUUCUGGUCUGGGCCCAAGCGGUGCCCAGCUCCGCUUGAAUUCGAUGAGGAGGAUGAACUGCAUCUGGAUUAUGUAAUCGCUGCUGCAAACCUCAGAGCCCAAGUGUAUGGAAUUCCUCCCUGCGUGGACAGACAGAAGAUCGCGAAAAUCGCUACCAGUGUCCAAGUGCCAAAAUUCAAACCAAAAUCCGGCAUCAAGAUAGCAAUCACUGAUGCACAGUUACAGCAAAACAACGAUGACAUGGAUCAGGACAGGGUCAAGAACAUUGUUGCUGACCUCACUCCGCCAAGCAAACUUGGCAACUUGAAGAUCACACCCUUGGAGUUUGAGAAAGACGAUGAUACUAACUUCCACAUGGACUUUAUUGUAGCAGCUUCUAAUCUACGUGCGGCAAAUUACAAAAUACCACCUGCGGACAGACAUCGUUCCAAGCUCAUCGCAGGGAAAAUCAUACCAGCUAUAGCAACUACCACUUCAGUUGUAGCUGGUCUAGUGUGUCUCGAGCUUUAUAAACUGGCUCAAGGGUUCAACACCUUAGAUGUUUUCAAAAAUGGAUUUGUUAAUCUAGCUCUGCCAUUCUUUGGAUUCUCCGAACCAAUUGCAGCACCAACUAAUGUUUACUACAACAACAAAUGGACUCUUUGGGACUGUUUCGAAGUAAAGGGUGAGUUGACGUUACAAGAAUUCUUAGAAUACUUCAAGAAUGAACAUAAAUUAGAGAUCACGAUGUUGUCUCAAGGUGUGUGCAUGCUCUACUCAUUCUUCAUGCCCAAAGCCAAACGUCAAGAGCGACUCAACUUGCCUAUGUCCGAAGUGGUAACUAAAGUGUCCAAGAAGAAGUUAGAACCACAUGUAAAAGCUCUAGUAUUCGAACUGUGUUGCAACGAUGAAGACGAAAAAGACAUCGAGGUUCCCUACGUCAAGUAUACACUGCCUUAACAAUGUAGAAACUUCUAGAAAAAAACUCAAAAAAAAAACAUCGUCAGAUAUCACGAGCCGAAAUUAUUGAUUUACGUCGACGACGCACGAGCCGGCGAGUUUUUGUGGCAUUUAAAUGCAUAAUAGCGAUGUUUGUACACGAAUUUCACUCACAGAGGGUAUUUUUAAAAAAGUUUAAAAGUUUGUCGACGCGGAUAGUUAGGUUUUAUAAGAGCUCGGGAGCGCCUCGGCCCGGAGCGGCGGACGCGAUUGUACAGUGAUAGUGGUAAACGUGUGAUUCUUUUUUUUUUUAGUUUGAGCUUAAGGAGUUAAGACACGCUUUUAUUGUCUACAUGAUAUUAUGAUAUAAUUCGUAUAUUUAUGGUAGUAUAAUGGUAGAGACACAUUGGCAACACCCCGCCCCGUGCGUGUCGAUUCCAAUCACAUAUGCUGGGAAACAUAUAGCCAACACCCAACCUGACGCAAACCGUUUCGACCCCCUACCCAUAAUGUGAACACAAGCAUUGCGAUCGUUUCGAACAUCCUCGCUGACGCCAUUUUGGAAAUUAGUUAUUACUAACAUAAAUUCAACCGUGCCAACACGUGUAACACCCUGACUUUUUGGCAAUUGAACGUUCCGUAGUAAUGUUGCUUAGAAAGCGAUUGGGUGGAGUUUCCAUUUACCAUCAGGCGAAAUAAAAAAGCGCGUACGUGUACUUAAUAUCACAAAUUGCUGUAGCAGUGGAUUGGCUCGAUAUUGGGCUACUCUUGUCGGGUGGGGUGUUGGAUAAGUGUUUCUAAUAUAAUUGUUUGCUCACGUACCGUCACGGAUUGCGCUGUUUUAUUUUGUGAUUCUAACAAUCUGUUGAUUUUUACACAAAAUUUGUCUGAAAAUAAUUUUAAUUAAUAUUUAAAAUCAGUGGGGUAU